UCUCUUUUGAUUUCGAGGUUGGUGGAGAGAAGGAAAAAGAAAACCAGAGACACAAACAAAAAUGAACGAUGUGCCGAACGAAGUGCUGAGUGCGAUUCUGGACUUUCUGCCUGCGCGCGACCGUCUGCAAGCAGCGCUCGUGUCACGACGAUGGCGCGACUUGGCUGAUGACAACCGGGCUUGGCGCAGGAUGUGCAUGCACAAGUGGAAUACCACAGAGCCAAUGUGCUGGCCAGUGUUUGAUCCGGACGGCGGCGACCCGACGCUGUGGAAGCGAUUGUACCACUUUGAGCGAGCCUUGCCACAACCAACCCUCUGUAUCGAACAACCUUGCUGCGCAUCCAGCGUGGACGACUACCUCCAUCAAGACAUUACAAACACUGUCACCGAAGGGUCAGCCUCGUUUUGGUCUAGCACAGGCUCCGACGACAUUGACUCGAGCGAGUGGCUGACGUACGACUUGUUCCACCCGCUGGUUGUGGUUCGGUCCAUCUCAAUCGAGGCGUACAAGGCCGACUGGCACUUUGGUCGGCCAGUGUAUGCCCCUCAACGCGUGAGAUUCUCGUUUGGAAUAUCUCGAGACUAUUUGCAUCAUGUUACGCAAGAGUAUCCCGUGGCACCCACGACCACUUCACAAGUCUUCCUGUUUGACUACCCAAUCUUGGCCAACUUUGUCAAAGUCGAGCUGCUCGGGCGGACAGUCAGGCAGCCGAGCGAUUCAUUGUACUAUACUGCAAUCCAGGUCGUUCGUGUGGGUGGCUCACCGAUAAACGAAGUAACUGACAAGUUCAUCGCAUUGGCUUUCAUCAACCACGCAAAGCGCAUUGCCAAUGCGUCGUCGAUUGCAUCGGACGAGAUCGUCAAGCUCUCAUUCGUCCAGGACGAGCAUGGCACCAUCUACCGUGACCAUGAUGAUGACACGGAUUCGUCCGAUUCCAUGGCCGAGGUGGCAUGGGAUUGCGACCGACCUGUGCGUGUUUGGCCUGCAGCCGCCAAUCCCGCACCAACUGCGGGACCUUCGCCAGCCCAGCCGCCCGCCUCGCGCUUGUUUCAAAAAGUCUUGGCAUCUUUCAGUCCGAGCGGCACAUACUCUUUUCUACAGAGCCAGCGAGCUCGCAAGCACACACAAUUCACGCACUCCGUGUGGGACCCGAGCGGGAUUUUCGCCAAUAUCGACCUGCUUGGUCUCCGCCCCGCCACGUUCUUGACAGUCAACCCUGCUCACGACAGCGACGAGGACGACGCCGACGAGUUUGACCGCUUUGGACUCGGCGAUAGUGACGACGAUGAUUCCGAGAGCUAUGAUUCCACCAUGACCGACGCCGAGCGUGAAGAGCGACGGACGACGCGGCGGGCGUUUGCCCAAUUUACCUUUGGUACACGCGGCGAAGAAGGGGGUGUGUUGCGGCGAAUGCUUGCGGCCGGGCUUAUGAACGACCUGACCCGUGAGACAGCGCGCUCCACUCGCGGGCCUCCCGAUCCAGCUGCAAUCCGGGCUCGAGCGCUUGCCAACAUUGGCGCACUCGUUCAAUUCUUGGAGUCGGCUCCACAGGAUGACCUCGAAGUGCCAGAGUUGAUACCGCCAACGGACGACGAGGAAGACGGCGCGCUGGAAUUCACGCCACGCUCAGACCGAGAUGCUCGGAAUGCGCUGUCAGACGACGCUUCGCUCGACUUGACGCAGUCCAGAGAUGACAAUUCACCAAUGUCCAGCUACCUGCCUCCUCCCGUCUUCCCCAGCCUUCCAAGACCGGUGUAUGGAUCUUUCGACGACGAUGGAGAUGACGCGGAUGACAGUGAUUUGCCAAGCAUUGGAAGAAUAAGAAUAUAGAGCGCGGCGAAAGCUUGGUUUGCCGAGUACUUGAAGAAUAAAUAUAGAGCACGGCGAAAG
Messenger RNA from Capsaspora owczarzaki ATCC 30864, 1891 nucleotides. RefSeq lists its product as hypothetical. Bases 62 to 1831 code for a protein of 589 amino acids. The record is from RefSeq and is a predicted model, not a curated record. Gene Ontology annotation, molecular function: protein binding. The transcript has 7 exons. NCBI's taxonomy places the organism in Eukaryota, Filasterea, Ministeriida, Capsasporidae.